This is a messenger RNA of Pogoniulus pusillus (Red-fronted tinkerbird), 3116 nucleotides long. RefSeq names its product arrestin domain containing 1 (gene ARRDC1). Gene Ontology annotation, molecular function: ubiquitin protein ligase binding; ubiquitin-like ligase-substrate adaptor activity. The transcript has 8 exons. Gene Ontology annotation, biological process: protein transport. The coding region runs from base 71 to 1342 and encodes 423 amino acids. Gene Ontology annotation, cellular component: cytoplasm. Lineage: Eukaryota; Metazoa; Chordata; Aves; Piciformes; Lybiidae. The record is from RefSeq and is a predicted model, not a curated record.
CAGGGACCGGCGCGGCGUGGAGCGGGGCGGCAGCAGGUAGCGCUGCCGGCGGAGCGGGCCGGGCCGGGCCAUGGGGAAGGUGCAGCUCUUCGAGAUCCGCCUGGGCGAGAGCCGCGUCGUCUACAGCCCCGGGGAGCCGCUGGCCGGCACCGUCACCGUGCGCCUCUCGGGCUCGCUGCAGUACCGAGCCAUCAAGGUGAGCUGCGUGGGGUCCGGUGGGGUGUCUAACAAGAUCAACGACACAGCAUGGACCGUGGAGGAGCAGUACUUCAACAGCACACUGUCUCUGGCAGACAAAGGGGUCCUGACAGCUGGAGAGCACAACUUUCCCUUCCAGUUCCUGCUGCCAGCCUCUGCUCCUACAUCGUUUGAAGGUCCUUUUGGCAAGGUCCUCCAUCAGGUGAAAGCUGUGAUAGACACACCUCGCUUCUCCAAGGACUACAAGUGCAACAGGAUCUUCUAUGUUCUCUGCCCUCUCAACCUGAAUGACAUCCCUGACAUCGAGCAGCCCAACACCAUGUCCAUCACCAAGAAGUUCAACUACAAGCUGGUGAAAAGUGGCAACAUCAUCCUGACAGCCACCUCGGACCUGAAGGGCUACGUCGUGGGGCAGGCGAUCCAGCUGCGCACCGACAUCGAGAACAAGUCCGGCCGCGACACCGGCGCCGUGGUGGCCAGCCUGCUGCAGAAAGUGGCUUACAAAUCCAAGCGCUGGAUUUACGACCUGAGGACCAUCGCUGAGGUGGAAGGCUCAGGAGUGAAAGCCUGGAAACAUGCAGAGUGGAAGGAGCAGAUCCUUGUUCCAGCACUGCCCCAAUCCAUUCUGCAGGGCUGUAGCCUCAUCCAUAUCGACUACUACAUCCAAGUCUCCCUCAAGUCACCAGAGGUCUCUGUCACUCUCCCCAUUUACAUUGGUAACAUUGCUGUGAACAGGGUCCCCCUGAGCCCAUCCCGCUCCAUCCAGCACAUCCCCUCUGCGGUGGUCCCCAGCGCCCCCCCGGAGGAAGAGGAGGCUGCCAGUGGCUAUCACCCCAUGGACAAUGUCUCCAUCCCCACCAAAAGCCAUUCCCAGCAGCAGCCAUUCAGCUACGCCCCAGGACUGAGCUUCCAGGAGCUGAGGGUGGACACGGAGCAGACAGGCUCCCCGAGCCACCCCACGCUCUGCCUGUCCACGGGAGCCACUGUCCCCUACUACGCCGAGGGGAACGUGGUGCCUGUCCCCACGGCCAGCUCCCUCAUCCUGCCUCCGGAGUACAGCACCUGGGGCUACCCCUACGAGGCACCUCCAUCCUACGAGCAGAGCUGCAGCAGUGCCAACUCCAGCAUCAGCAAUGGCAAUUAGCCCUUCCCAGCUUCCAGCCCCACUGGCACUGCCCACCCUGGGCACCACAGCUCAUCUGCCUGCUGCAAAGGCUGGUACAGCACAAGGUGGCUUCUUAUCUCGCUGGCUGCUCGGUCGGGUCAGUGGCACAACCCAGGCUGGGCUUUGGAAGUCUUUUUCUAGGGAGGAGGGGGAGAAAACCCAAACAAACAAAAGAGCAGCCAGAGCAGCCUGUGUGUGCAUGUAGGAGGCAUCUCCUGCUGCUGCACCGAGUGCUGGAGAAGUGGUUUUGCCCCCGGGAUGCCCUCUGCAGCAGCCUGUGUUUAAAGUACUGUAGCCAACACUAACUGCUUUACUAUCAAAGCACCUGCGAUGCCUUAUCUGAAAUGCUCCUGGCUUGGCAUGCCUCCCCUCUAGGUGAGGGCUGGGCUCUGUGGACUUUCUCCCUUCUCUUUUUAGGGGCCAUGUGCCCUCCAGGAAUGGUUCUGCCAGCCUUUCUUCUCGUCCUCAGAGCUCCUAAGGGUAGCUGAAAUGGGAGGAUUCUUGGAGUAGGCAGGUUCAGAAGGUCAGGGACGCAGCAAGCCAAAAGCACAAGCCCUGGCUGCAGCGGUGCUGGGGGGUGAGCAGCAGCAGGCUUUGCUCCUCGGGCUGCACUGCUGCCUGUGGACAGCGAGAGGAGAGCUGCUCUGGCAGCAGGGAGCUUGCCAGGGCCUUGCUCGUACCCCAAGAGACCCUGCUGAGCUGCGGAGGGAGAGCCAAGUAGUACCAUGAGGUGCCCACCAGCCAGCUCCUGGCCUUUUUUACCAAGGGCAGCUUUUCAUGAGCCCUGUGGGGACAGACCAUCCUUGCUGCCAGACCCGGGAUGAGCAGCACUGAGCCUGCAAGCAGGGCACCAGCUCCCUGUGCCCCAUCUGCCACCCCUGCAGGGUGCCCUCCCCAUCCCCGCUGCUGCACUCUUUGGUGGGCCAGAAUUAAACGACAAUCAAGUUACAAAAGUCCUGUCCAAUGCUACCUCUGAGUCUGCCCAAGGACCCUGUGGGUGGAAGCCCUUCCCUGGGGGUGUCCCUCCCUCCAGGCUCAGCCUGGCACCUGGCAGGAGUGGGCCUGUGGCCUGGGGACUGUGCUCCCUGCGGGCUGGUGCUGGUUCACUGCUUGUCCCCUGAGCCACCUCUGGGCCCACGAAAAUGCUCAAGAGGGGACACAAAAUGCUACUGCUCAGCUGCAGCCUGUGCUGGACCUGACAGGGUGGGAGAAGGAGCUGGUGGAUGCAAACCAACAUUUUACUUUUGUGCUUUGGUUCCUUUGACCCUCCACUUGCUGAGCUUUUCGAGCUGAGGAGACCACAACCCAGGCACCUCAGAGCCACAAAGCCUCCAGCUGUGGACUGCAGACCUUUCAGACUUGGUCUCCACACUGCCUCGUGCUGGGUGGGCAAUACCUGAGGAAGCUGUUAGGAGCACUACAGGCUCUGCACCUGGCUGGCAGGCAGCUGGGGCCAAGCCCUGCUUUGCACUCUUCCUUUGCAAGCUCUUUUUAUCUGGUUUUAUUUCUUCCUUUUGAAGUGUUGAACUGCUUUAAAGGUAAGGGAGAGAAGGUGUAGCUCUGAGCAGUGCUGGCACAACAUGCACCAAUGGUGAUAGAAUGAUUGUCAUUGUCCCUGAAUAUAUCUAUAUAAAUAUAUAGAUACAUACAUAUAUAUAUAUAUAUAUAUGAGAGAUGAAAGGUUUUGUUUUUAAUGACUGGAUUCAGAAAUACAAAUUUUAAUGCUGUAUUUAAUAAAUUAUUCUAAGAGAAA